GUCGUGAUCCGCGGAUCUGACCGUCAUUCGGUUGUUGAUCCGUCGAAUCGACCCAUGUGCGUCAUGCAGUAUUCUCGGCGCAAGCGCUCGCUCGCUCGCUCGGAGAGUUUGUUUUGGGUUCAUCACAGUUGCAUCACAGGGUCGUAUUCGACAGCUAGACAGACCAGAUAGGUAUUACCGUCUUACUUGUCAACCUAGGGACUAUAUCUGAGCAGCUCUAGACGAUACAUCAGCGUCGACGCUCUCCAGGACGAAACCCGCAUACAAAGGGUCCGACUCGCCAUCACAUCAUCAAGGUCGCAUAUCCUCCAUAAUGUCGUCGUCAUCAAAUACCACACCUACGGCCUCUCAACCCAUCGUGCCCAACAACUCCAACAUGGCCCCUCAGGCAGGAGCGACCUCCGCCAACGCCUCUCCUUCCACUCGACCUAUCGGGAUCGGCAUCGCCAGCCCGCCCGUACCUAAUAUCCCGCUGAGAAACCAGGACUCGCCGUUCGGAACUUCGUUCAGACCCAGGAGCUUGGUCGGGUCCAUGCAGGAAAGGGGAGAACUGGGUGUUUCGUACAAUCGACGAAAGGGGUUGGAAGGCGGUGAAUCUCCGGCACAGGGGCAGAAGGAUCGGGCAGUUUCUUCUUCCACCGGAAAGGAUUUGGGUCUGGGGGAGAAGAGGGACCCGGCAGGUGCAGGAGAAGCGGGUGGGAAGGUCUCUGCAUUGAGUGCUAGAUUGGGGGAUGAACAGGACAAGCAGGAGGAGCAGAGGGGAAGGUCGGGAAGGUCCAGGUCGAUCAGGUCUAGGGAAGACAAUGGCAAAGACAAGUCCCCAGCCGGGUCUAACGAGGCAGAAGACGAUACCGGGAAACAGGACAAGAAACGGGCCGACCUGCCCCUUCCUCCAUUUCCUCGUCAAAUCUCUUCCAACAGCACGAAGAACCAGAACCAGACCGCAUCCAACCCUAACAACCCGGGCGAAAGUGGAAUCUCUUCCCACGUGGUCACCCCGACCCAGAUCGAGGAGAUCCCGGAGGAAGAAAAAAUACGGAUCUUGAGGCGACACCUGGUCAGUGCCGAAGAGAGACAAGCUGGGGAAGCUAGACGAGGGAGCGUCGUGGAUCACGAGACGCCCAGGGGCUCGAUCAUGCAGUCUCAAGCUCAGGGGGGUGCAGAAGGAGCAGGGUCGAAGAGCAGGAAAUCGAGCAACAGAUCAGGGUCGCUCUUGCCCGAAUUCAGGAACGCUUCUGGAUUGAACGUUCCUAAUGAUACCGUCGUCCUGAACGAGGACGAGGCGGGAACUUCGAAGAUUCAGCAAUCGGGAACGAUGACGGGGAGGUCGAGCAGGAAGGGGAGUAUGAGGUUACAAGAGGAGGAGUCGCAGGACGUGUUUCCGAUGCCUUAUGAUGCUCUGGGUGGAGAUGUCACGCACGGCAUCUACAAGUACCAGCAGACGCACGGAGGGAUCCCUUCCAACCGACGUUCCCUCUCCCUCUCGGCCGUCCAGCGGGACUCGAGUUUGAAGAGGGACCUCGACCCUUCCCUCCAGAGGUUGCACGAACCCGGCGGCAUGAGACGACACUAUGUAAUCCAUCGAGCUGUCGAGAGGGGGGAAGACCAGCCGGUCGUCCUGAGGAGUUUUGUGGAUUUCUUGUUCUUGUACGGACAUUUCGCGGGUGAAGACCUUGACGAGGACGAAGACGACAUGGACCUGGACGAAGAGGCUCAUCCUGAGGAGGUCUCUGCCGGACUACGUCAAAGACAGCUCACCAGGCAAGAGACCGAGGCCAUGGGGGAACGUGCGCCUCUAUUGAGGGACCAGACGAGGGGCAGGAGCGUGGCUAGGAUGAAGAGGGGCAAGAGCGUGGGAAAGACUGGGGACGCCACUGUUUGGCAAGCUGUCUUGAUGUUGCUCAAAGGUUUCGUCGGAACGGGAGUCCUAUUCUUGGGUAAAGCCUUCUUCAAUGGAGGAAUAUUGUUCUCGACGAUCGUCAUGCUCGGUAUCGCGGCUAUUUCGCUCUGGUCCUUCCUGUUGUUGGUCAAGACCCGGCUGGUCAUUCCCGGUUCUUUCGGAGAUAUGGGUGGCACGCUUUAUGGAAACUGGUUCCGCCAGGUCAUCCUGACCUCGAUCGCCCUGUCACAAAUCGGUUUCGUCUGCGCCUAUACCAUCUUCGUUGCCGAGAACCUGCAAGCCUUCGUCCUUGGAGUGACCAAGUGCAAGCAACAUAUCCCGAUUAAAUACCUCAUCGCCGCUCAGCUGCUGGUUGUUCUGCCUCUGAGCUUGUUCCGAAACUUGGCCGCCUUGUCUUCGACCGCCUUGAUCGCCGAUGCCUUUAUCCUGGUCGGACUCAUCUACAUCGGUUCGAACGAAGUAGCCACAAUCGCCAAGCAUGGCGUGGCCGAUGUCCAGCUGUUCAAUGCAAAGGACUUUUCCCUCAUGGUCGGAACCGCCGUGUUCGCCUUCGAAGGUAUCGGCUUGCUGAUUCCUAUCACCGAAGCCAUGAAGGAGCCUCACAAGUUCCCCAAGGUUUUGACAGGCGUCAUGAUCGGUGUUGCUGCCCUCUUUGCUGGCUUCGGUGUCAUGGGCUAUGCAGCUUACGGAUCCAACAUCCAGACGGUUGUUAUCGUCAAUCUGCCUCAGGAGGACAAGUUCGUGCAGGUGGUGCAGUUCCUCUAUACUAUCGCCAUCGUCUUGAGUCUUCCACUUCAAUUGUUCCCCGCUGUCCGAAUCUGGGAGAACGGUCUCUUUGUCCGCUCUGGCAAGCACGACCCCAAGGUCAAGUGGGAGAAGAACAUCUUCCGAGCUGGUAUCGUGCUGCUGUGUUCCUUGAUCUCUUGGGCCGGUGCCUCCAACUUGGACGGUUUCGUCAGCUUCAUCGGCUCUUUCGCUUGCGUACCCUUGUGUUUCAUCUACCCGCCCAUGCUGCACUUGAAGGGACGGGCUCGAACCAGAACACAAAAGGCCCUCGACAUCGCUCUGUUGGCCUUUGGUGUCAUCACGACCAUUUACACGUCGGUACAAACGAUUAGGGUGUUGGCAAGACCGGCUGGCGAAGCACCACCUCCGGUUGGUGCAUGUCCGCCGCCCAAGUAAGAGUCGUCGCACGAGGGACUUCAACGAGGAAAGAGGAGGAGAGAAUCGUGAUACACGAUCGUAUCGAAGCAGAGGGUGGUCACCAGUUUCAGUCGCAUAGGUUCUUUCUCAGCAUAAUGUAUCGCACCGGACACACAGUCCGGUCGCUCAUUCGUCAGGCUUUUUCAAGAAAACAACAUCAAAAUCGUCAUCCCAGAGCAUGAACAAGACAUCCAGAUUUACAAUCCGAGC
Messenger RNA from Filobasidium floriforme, 3313 nucleotides. RefSeq names its product transmembrane amino acid transporter protein-domain-containing protein. Lineage: Eukaryota; Fungi; Basidiomycota; Tremellomycetes; Filobasidiales; Filobasidiaceae. The transcript is spliced from 11 exons. Bases 314 to 3082 code for a protein of 922 amino acids. Gene Ontology annotation, biological process: amino acid transmembrane transport. Gene Ontology annotation, molecular function: amino acid transmembrane transporter activity. The record is from RefSeq and is a predicted model, not a curated record.